UCCAUGUGUCUCAAAUAGUGAUGUGAGGAAACCCCUUUCCUGUGCAGUCUAGGGAAGUGAAGAUGUGCUUGUGCAGCACUUUGUUUUUCUUUUCAUGCAGACACCACUGUCAGCACAUACACUUGUACCAUGAACCACUCGACUGAGCUGUCUUCUUUAGAGGAAAUGGCCCCUGAGGAGUUUGAUGGUGGGACAGUAGUGACUUGUGUGAUCCUGGGCCUGUCUUUCCUGGUAGGAGCUCCCGGGAACUUGCUUGUGAUCUGGACUAUCCUGAAACAUGUCAAGCAGCGCUCCCACACUGUUGUGCUCAUCCUCCACCUGGCUGCUGCUGACCUGCUGGUCCUCAUCACCUUGCCACUAUGGAUCUAUUCCCUGGCCCAGUCUUGGGUGUUUGGAGAGGCCUCCUGCAAAGCCAUAGUGUACGUGAUCAACGCCUGCAUGUAUAGCAGCGUUUUCCUCAUCACCCUGAUGAGUGUGGAGCGCUUUGUGGCCGUGCGAUACCCCUAUGCCUCAGCCGUCUGGAAGAGUAAAAAAGCUCUAAAUAAAGUUCUGCUGGUUCUGUGGACUGCAGCGUUCCUGUUCAGCAUACCUGUCAUCCCUACUCAGGUUGUAGGGAAGGAGUCUGAUGAAGAGCACUGUCUGUAUCGGGAGUACACUUCUGUGACCCAGGAGCUGGUGUGUGUGCUGUUAGAGACACUGGUGGGCUACAUAUUACCCUUCUCCAUCCUAGUGGUUUGCUAUGGCUGCCUGUGCAGUCGGAUUACUCAGAUGACCUUCAAGUCCAAGCGCAAGUCUACAGUCUUGAUCGCCAGUGUGGUGAUUGUGUUUGCCAUUUGUUGGACACCUCAUCACAUAGGAAACAUCCUCUCACUCAUCAUCCUGGCCAUAGAAAAAUACUUUCCCAAUGGAGCAGAUAAUCUGGAGAGUGCCAGGAGCACCAUGGUCUUCAUCGCUGGAGGUAUGGUCUUCGUCAGCAGCACUGUUAACCCCAUCCUCUACAUGUUUGCGGCUCGCUCCUUCAGGAGCUCCCUGCGUGACACCGGCAUCCAGAAGCUCUUCCGCCACAUCUCCAGCACCUCUCCAGGUGAAGGCAAUAGAGAGGUGUCCUUUGUGUCCAAGCGACACAGCAAUCCGACCAUCAGUUCUCAGUGUUUGUCUGAGUCAAAAGACCAAAUGGACAUAUUAAUAAAAAUGUGUGAAAAUAAGCCAUCCUGAUAUUGAAAAUGCAUGGUGUUUGUGCUGCGUGUCUCUAUAUAUAUAUUCUCAUGUAUACUUUUUCUGAUGAAUGAAAAUUUGCCUGAAAUGAAUUUAUAAAAUUACAACACAGAUGAACAGGAAAUCAUUUUUCUGUGCGAUACGUUUCUAACUCUGUAAAUGACCUGUUUUACGUGUUUUUAUUAUGUUGAACAUAUAUUUAUAAAUGUUAUAUAUUAUGUACUUAGAUUUUAUUCAAUGUUACUCAUAAAUAGUACAAUAAAUAAUUCUAUA
Messenger RNA from Morone saxatilis (striped sea-bass), 1488 nucleotides. RefSeq lists its product as uncharacterized. Gene Ontology annotation, biological process: G protein-coupled receptor signaling pathway; immune response. The coding region runs from base 130 to 1215 and encodes 361 amino acids. Gene Ontology annotation, cellular component: membrane. NCBI's taxonomy places the organism in Eukaryota, Metazoa, Chordata, Actinopteri, Moronidae. The transcript has a single exon. The record is from RefSeq and is a predicted model, not a curated record. Gene Ontology annotation, molecular function: G protein-coupled receptor activity.